This is a messenger RNA of Anthostomella pinea, 2466 nucleotides long. NCBI's taxonomy places the organism in Eukaryota, Fungi, Ascomycota, Sordariomycetes, Xylariales, Xylariaceae. The record is from the annotation of a GenBank genome assembly.
AUGAACGGGGUCAACGGCCAUUACGGCCAGCCAAGCCCAUGGCAGGAAUUCAAGAGUGCCGACGGGCGCGUCUAUUACUACAAUCCGGUUACGAAGGUGACACAAUGGACCAAGCCCGAGGAGAUGAUGACACCGGCCGAGCGCGCUCUUGCGAAUCAACCAUGGAAGGAGUACACUGCGGAAGGCGGGCGCAAGUACUGGUACAAUACCGAGUCCAAGCAAAGCUCGUGGGAAAUGCCCGACGUCUACAAGAAGGCCCUGGGAGUCGAUACCGCCACUCCAUCCACACCAGCUUCUGCUACUCCCUUCGCUCCCCCGGGCGGCUCCUUCCAAUCUUCCGGCUACGACCAACAGCGUGACCACCGCGACCACCGCGACGCCCUCCCUGAGUCCCGUCAACUGACCUUCGGCAAUGACCCCCGCGCCCAAGCAUUUGUCCCCGCCAGCGAUGAACCCGACUAUGCGACGUUUGAGGAGGCUGAAGCUGCUUUUGUAAAGCUGCUUCGUCGUAGUGGUGUCCAGCCUGACUGGACUUGGGAACAAGCUAUGCGAGCUACGAUUAAGGAUCCUCAGUAUCGCGCCAUCAAAGACCCCAAGGACCGAAAGACAGCCUUCGAAAACUACUGCUACGAUGUGAUUGUUCAGGACAAGGAACGCGCCAAGGACAGAUUGACGAAGCUGCGCGCCGAUUUCGCGACCAUGCUCAAGAGCCAUCCCGAAAUCAAGCAUUAUACACGAUGGAAGACGGCUCGUCCCAUGAUCGAGGGUGAGACCAUCUUCCGCUCUACUAAUGAUGAAGACGAACGACGACAGUUGUUUGAGGACUAUAUCUCUGAGCUAAAAAGGUCCCAUGUCGAGACCCAAGCCAACCUUCGGAAGAGCGCCAUGGAUGGUCUCAUUGACAUGCUUCCGAAGCUCAACCUGGAACCCUAUACUCGCUGGUCCGAAGCUCAAGGUAUGCUGAAGGCCACUGCCCCUUUCCAGAAUGAGGAGAAGUACGAGGCCCUUACUAGCUUUGAUAUUCUCACUGCUUUCCAAAACCACAUCAAGUCUUUGGAGCGAACUUUCAACGAGUCCCGGCAAGAGCAGAAGAACAAGAAGCUUCGCGUCGAAAGGAAGAAUAGAGAUGCAUUCGUUGAAUUGCUCCAAGAACUACGCAGAGCUGGGAAGAUCAAAGCUGGGACGAAAUGGAAACAGAUUUACCCGCAGAUCGAGAACGAUGAGCGCUUCAGAGCUGCCUGUGGCCAACCUGGUUCAUCCCCUCUUGAUCUGUUCUGGGACGUGGUCGAAGAAGAGGAGCGUGCUCUUCGCGGAACGAGAAACGAUGUGCUUGACGUUAUGGACGACAACCGUUUUGAGUUGACCCCAAAGACCACUUUCGAAGACUUUUUUGCAGCACUCAAUAAUGAUCGACGCAUUGCUAAUAUUAAUCGUGACAUAUUAAUGCUGAUCUUCGAGCGGCUCCAAGAGAAAAGGUCGAACAAGCGGUCAGACGAAGACAGGCGUUCCGAGCGUCAACAACGCAGGGCUGUCGAUGACCUGCGUUCCUAUAUUAAGCAUAUGGACCCCCCUGUGCUCGCAGACGAUACCUGGGAGAAACUUCGACCUCGUGUUGCACGUGCCCCUGAGUUCCAGGCAGUCACAUCUGAAGAUUCUCGCCGAGGCGCUUUUGAAAAGGUUCUGAGGCGAGUUCGAGACCGAGAGGAGGAAGAUAGGGAUCGUCACAAGCGUCGCGACCGAUCUCCUGAUCGUGGUACGUAUCGGGAAAGGGAUAGAGGGGAUCGGUCUCACCGUAGUGAACGCACGCGACCAUCUCGACAAAGCCGCAGCCCCGAGCCGGAUGCGUAUGAGGCAGACCGUCGCAAAGCUAUUGCUGAGCGAGAGAAGAACUAUCGUAAGUCCAGCAUGGCCGAGAGCUUGUUAUCUGACCGUCGCCAAUCGGACUCGUACCGCGAACGCGACAUUCGAGAUCGCGAACGUGACCGCGAACGGGACCGCGAACGGGACCGCGAACGGGACCGGGACCGAGAACGCGACCGAGGAGAUCGUGACCGAGACCGGGAGAGGGAGCGGGAUCGGGAGAGAGACAGGGAUCGGGACAGAGUCUUCACGCCUCAGUCUCGCCGUGAUGAACCACCGAGCCAUUAUGAUCGUGAGCGACGCGAUCGAGAGGAGGAGCGGGAAAGGAUGUACCGCCGUCGCGUGGAGAGAGGUCCAGUAGAGGAACUCCCUUAUGGGGAUGAGCGCCCGACCUCGUCUCGGCGCCGCAGAGCCGAUGACGAUGAUGACCGUCGCGAUUCCAGGGAUUCCAAGAGGCUGAAGAGAGAGAAAACACCGCGUGAGCGUUCCCCCCAGCGUGAUAAUCGUCACAAAACAAAGACACCACCACCACCAGCCAAAGCAGCUCCUGUGGAAGACGUCGGUGUGCAUUCUGGCAGUGAAGAGGGUGAGAUAGAAGAGGACUAG